AUGCUCUACAGUCUUUCCUCCAAAGUUUGCACCAUUGCUGUCCAUGGGCAGCAGCACACUACCCUCAAACGCCACAAUGUCGUCACCAGCAUUACACCACCUAUCGAAAUAAUACCCUCUGGCUCAUCCACAUCCAUCACCGAUCCCAGUCCCUUGUCGUCCAGCGGAUGGACCACAUGGUCCACAAUCCCCAGUGAUGUUGAUGUUGUGCAUGAUCCUGCAUCCAGCAUCAAUCCCAGUUCAUCCACAUCCGACCCCUGGGCUAUUGACAGCCAGGACAGCAUUGACACUGGAGUGAAGGAAUUGCCAGGCAGCGGCCCGCUACCUUGGUUGAUGACCAAGGAGUUUUCAUCAAAUUUUCUUAAUGUUCAUAUAGUGUUGAAAGUGUUACCAAACUUUAUGGGGGGGAGGCUGAGCAAGCGAUUUGUAUCAACGGCUUGUCCCGACCCUUUCUGCGGUGAAAAUGGACCCUCACCUGAAGGUUGUGUCAAAGCAUUUUGCACAUCCAACAGUGCAGGCGCUGCAAUCAAACACUAUCAUAUCCCUGCUAGAGACCUGAGCCCAGCUCCUCCACACAAGAAGAACCAGCAUGUCCUUAUUUUGGACGGGAAUUAUUGUGGGCUUAUCCAAACUGUAGCAUCUUGUUACACUAAGGACAGCACAGUCAAGAUUGCAAUUGAGCCUACGGUUACCAUAAAACUCUGUUUCAAUCAGGACAGCUCUUACAAUACAUAG
Suillus plorans is the source of this 735-nucleotide messenger RNA. RefSeq lists its product as uncharacterized. Lineage: Eukaryota; Fungi; Basidiomycota; Agaricomycetes; Boletales; Suillaceae. The coding region runs from base 1 to 735 and encodes 244 amino acids. The record is from RefSeq and is a predicted model, not a curated record. The transcript has 4 exons.